GGGAGGGUCAGUCAGUGAGACUAAUAAGGAGUAGGAUCCUGCUUGAGAUCCCAUUCUCACUUUUUUAUUUCUAAGUGAACUUUGGAAAUUGCAGAUUACGAUAACAUGUGUUUACAAAACCCUUGAAGGAUUGCUAUUUCUUUCAUUCGGAGGAAAGUUCUACGGCAGAUGUUUCCAAGGAGCAGCCUUUCCCCACAUGUAGCAGUGGACAUGAGUAACUUCCUAAGGUGGACUGUUAUUCUCUGGAGUCUAAAUACCAUUCCAUUGAGCCAUGGGAUGGCCGUGAAUGAACGGAUAGAUCACACGUGUCCUCCAUUAAAGCUAGAGGACGGCAAGGUCGCAAGUAUGGCUGAGACGCAGGAGUUCACAGGAUUUGAUCUGGCAGAGACGUUCUCUUUGAGGAAAGUUGUGGAGGAUGGCAGGACGCUGUUUCGACUGGGCAGCAAACCCCUCAUUAAGCCGACAGAAUUGGUAUUUCCAAACGGCCUACCAAAUGAGUACUCCAUCGUGGCCACAUUCCGACUCCGGAAGACCACAAAGAAAGACCGCUGGUAUCUCUGGCAGAUAUUUGAUCAGUCUGGGAGCAGUCAGGUGUCCAUUGUUGUUGACGGUGCCAAGAAGGUGGUGGAGUUCUCCUCGCACGGUCUCCUGAAGACCAGCCUGCAUCACACCUUCAAGAGCCGCGACCUGCACGCCCUGUUUGACCGGCAGUGGCGCACCCUGGGGGUGGCCGUGCAGAACAGCAUCGUGUCUGUCUUCCUGGACUGCAAGCUCAUCGAGAGGAGGCAGCUGGAGGAGCGCGACGCCACCGACACGCAGGGCCGUACGCUCAUCACCACGCGCGUGGAGGACGGACGGCCUGUGGACAUUGAGCUACAGCAGAUCCUGGUCUUCUGUGACCCCCAAUUGGCAGAGAUGGUGAACUGCUGUGAGUCUCCAGGCUCCACGUGUGCGCCCAGGGAGGUUGUACCCGUACCCGUCCCCAGUGGUCCUCCGCAGGUGACAGGCUACCUGCCCAGGAUGCUCUCCCUGCCCAUGAUGCAGCCAACAGACAAGUGCCAGUGUCCUGCAGAGAAGGGAGACCCAGGCUUGCCAGGUUUGGCGGGACUUCCGGGACAGAAAGGGGACAAAGGAGACAGGGGUGAAUCUGGAGGGGAUGGGUACCCAGGAAAUCCUGGCAUGAAGGGAGAGAAGGGCGCUGCUGGGUUCCCUGGUCUGGACGGGGAGCGUGGGAGUAAGGGGGAGCCGGGGUCAGAGGGAGGCAAAGGAAUCGGCGGUGAAAAGGGGGACAAAGGUGACGACGGCGAGCGUGGGAACGACGGACUUCCUGGAAUCAUCGGGACGAAAGGUGACCCAGGCCCUGAAGGUCCACCUGGCCUCAAAGGUGAUAAAGGUGAAAUGGGGCCGCCCGGUCCUGGAGGAUCACUGACUGAUAUGAAAAGCCUCAAGGGAGACCAGGGAUUACCAGGUCCUGCAGGAGAGAAGGGGGAGGCUGGCCUACCGGGGUCACCAGGAGCGGCAGGCAAGGAGGGCAAAAGGGGCCGUCGAGGAAAACCAGGAGACCCAGGCAAGCCAGGACCACCUGGUCCAGCGGGUUCAGGUGGUGACGGUGCAGCAGGAAGCUCCAAGGGAGCUAAAGGUGACACAGGAUCUCCAGGGGAAGCCGGAGUGAAAGGAGAGAGAGGUGACUCGGGGCAGCCAGGUGACUCAGGAGCCAGCGGCAUCAAGGGACAGAAGGGUGAAGAAGGACCAAGGGGACCUCCUGGCCCAGUGAUGACAGCUCAUGGGCUGAGGCACCUCUCUGGACCUGGAGAAGAGGGAGAGAAGGGCCAGAAGGGGGAGAAGGGAGACCAGGGAGAAAGAGGAAUCCAAGGAGUCCAGGGUUUGAAGGGCUCUCUUGGACCACCAGGGCCUGCUGGCAGACAGGGCUCAGAGGGCAAAGAGGGUCCAGCAGGCACCAUCGGGCUGCCCGGUGUACCUGGAGAAGUGGGUUCACGAGGAGAACCUGGAGCCACGGGGAGAGAAGGCCCUAAAGGAGAGAAGGGUGACUCAGGAGGCGUCGUCGGACCCCCCGGCCCCCCAGGACCCAAAGGAGAGCCCGCCGAAUUCGGACACGGAGACCUGGGAGGUGUCACGACUGGACCCAGGGGAUCACGAGGAGCUAAGGGCGAGAGAGGUGUGCCCGGGGUGGCAGGUGACCCAGGAGAGAAGGGUGAACCUGGGAUCGGCAUCCGAGGACCCCCUGGCCCAAUGGGAGCCAAAGGGGAACAAGGCUUUGAGGGUCCCAGAGGUCCCCCUGGAAUGCUAGGCCCCGCAGGACCACCAGGCAGUGAGGGUCCUCCAGGUCGAGAAGGCAGACCAGGACCCCCGGGACCCCCAGGUGAACCGACGGCACUACCAAUCGUUGGCGACAUGAGUGCUUUACUGAAGAAUGCGUGCAGUGUGUGCCAGGCGCGGGUUCCAGGGCUGCCGGGCCAGAAGGGAGAGAAGGGAUCCCCAGGGCUGGCCGGUAUCAUGGGUAUGGAGGGGGAGAAGGGUGAUCAGGGGCUGAGAGGCCCAGUUGGCCACCCGGGGAAGGAAGGCCCUAAGGGAGUGAAGGGCGAGCGCGGCUUCGCAGGGCCCAUGGGUGACAAAGGAGACGAGGGGCCCCCAGGUGUUCCAGGGUUCCCAGGGGCCACUGGUCGCACCGGUGCUACGGGUUCAGUUGGAAGACCAGGCCCUGGCGGCCAACCGGGAACAAAGGGGGAAAGAGGCAGUGAAGGAGCUCCUGGGAGACCGGGCCUUCCGGGACCACCUGGUGUCCCCUAUGUGGAGGGAAAUGGCAUGAGCAGUCUCUACAAGCUACAGAGUGGAGGGGCAGUCAUCGGACAGCCUGGCCCUCCAGGUCUCCCCGGGCCCAAAGGAGAUAAGGGAACGACGGGGGAGCCGGGCGCCAUGGGACUACCGGGCCUCGAGGGACUACCUGGUGCCAAGGGAGACACGGGAAGCCAAGGAACUCCAGGGACCCCCGGCCCAGUGGGUAAGCCAGGCCCUCGCGGAGAAGCAGGCACCCCAGGAGAGCCGGGUGAGCGAGGGCCGAUCGGUGAGACAGGAUUUCCUGGACCUGAGGGACCCCAUGGUCUUCCUGGACGGCCAGGGAAAGAUGGCAUUCCGGGAUAUGAGGGGGCCACAGGUAGAGCUGGAGAUCGUGGAUCCAAAGGCGAGCGUGGAGACCCAGGCAUCCCUGGGGAGCGGGGCGUGCAGGGGGAGAGGGGGCGUACUGGAGACCCGGGAAUCUCUGGACCGAGGGGGCCUUCUGGACUCAAGGGAGACCUUGGACCACCAGGACCAGCCGGGAACCCUGGGCUCCCAGGAAUACUGAGUGACCCUACGGCCAUGGAGGAAAUUAGGACGUUUAUCCGAACUGAAGUCUUGAGGAUUUUUGAAGAGCUACAGAAGACACCGGCGGCCAUCUUGGCGUCUCAGGUGCGGCAGGGGCCUCCAGGUCCCCCGGGCAACGUCGGCUCCCCGGGUGCCCCCGGCCAGCCGGGCCCCGCCGGCCCUCAGGGUUACCGCGGCCAGAAGGGUGAGAGAGGUCAGAUGGGCCAUGGCAUUCCAGGACCAGCCGGCCCCACAGGACCCCCAGGGUCAGAUGGAGAAGGCUUCGUGGGGCCGCCGGGCCCCCCGGGAUCCGAGGGGCCACGUGGUCGGUGCGACCCCAGCGACUGCCAGGCAGCCCACUCCCACGCCCGACGGAACGGCUAGCUGGCCUCUCCUGUUAGCAAGGCAGCGAACUGCGGAACCUGUUGGGCUCCCAAUCGCUGGCAGAAGAAGAAGUGCACUUUGGGAGUUGGAGUCAGGAAAUGAUAUCACUGUGGCUGUGGGCAGGGCAAA
This is a messenger RNA of Engraulis encrasicolus (European anchovy), 3873 nucleotides long. Its product is annotated as collagen alpha-1(XIX) chain. The coding region runs from base 169 to 3744 and encodes 1191 amino acids. The record is from RefSeq and is a predicted model, not a curated record. NCBI's taxonomy places the organism in Eukaryota, Metazoa, Chordata, Actinopteri, Clupeiformes, Engraulidae. The transcript has 56 exons.